Messenger RNA from Vigna umbellata (rice bean), 622 nucleotides. The record is from RefSeq and is a predicted model, not a curated record. Lineage: Eukaryota; Viridiplantae; Streptophyta; Magnoliopsida; Fabales; Fabaceae.
UUGCUUCUUGUGCUUCAUGUAAAUAAUGAACACAAUGGUGAUUUUGAUAUGUGUGAAGCAGGGUGUACCUGACCUAUCUGAGUUUGGAGAUGUAUACCAGCUAGGAUAUGGAUUGGGAGAGGAUAAGCCUCCAACCAGUGCUCUGGUGAAGAAAGAAUUUCAACGCAAAAUCAUCUAUCAUUUAAGUCCACAUGAGGAUUCAACCUUAGCUUGUAUGCUGUUGAGGCCAGGACCUAUUAAAGCAUUGACAAGUGCUAGGUUUGUGGAGGAUGGUGAAGUGGAGAAGGUGCCAAGGAUGUACAUAAAGACAAGUCAAGACCAUGUGAUGAAGGCAGAGCAACAAGAAGCCAUGAUAAAGAGGUGGCCACCAUUGAGUGUGUAUGAACUAGACAGUGAUCAUAGUCCUUUCUUCUCUACCCCGUUUCUCCUCUUUGGGUUACUUGUAAAAGCUGCAACUCUUCACUUUGGAUGCAGCUUUACUAACCCUCCUUCAUAAGUUUUCUCUUCAAACCAUGGCUUGUGAAAGAUCACAAUUUGAGAGUAUUUGCUAAAUAUGGAAAGAUGGAAAGAUGGAGUUUAAUAAAGCAAUGAUUAAUAAUAAGAAAGUAAUGACAAUAUUAAU